UAUGGGUGUGUCCGGCCUAACUAAAAGAAAGUUUAAACGCGACACCUAUAGGCAUUUGGGUAAAGUUAAUUCCAUCACAAUGAAACACGACAUUUUAGUUUGUAUUGAAAACUUAGGAUUGACAGAUUGGAACAAAUAUUACGAGUAUUUAGAAGAAACCCUGCUUAGUUCAAAAGAAUUAACGGAAAUCUCCCAAGAUGGUUCUUGUCACGUAAUUCAAAUGAGUGAACGGCAACCUAUAAUGUCAAAUACUAAACGUCAAUCCGACGCCGAAAGACUGAUCUUAAACCACAGCGCUGAAUAUUUGAAUAUGUUAAUUACGAGAAAAUUGGAAAAGGUGACGUUAGAAAGACAUAUCAAGAGCUUCCCUUGUCUUUGCCAGUAUAUAGAAAUUAAGGUGUUUAAAAGAUGGCGUUGUGGAUGGAAGACUGAGAGUGACUUACAAGAGAAUGAGUCCAAGUAUGAAUUUGAAAGAGAAGUACAUUUACUUCAAGAGAAAAGGAUUAAAGCCAGUAAAGAAAGACAUAAAACAAAAUUAGACGAAAUGAAAUGUUACCUUCCGGUCUUUACUAGGAAUAUUUUAUCCCCUACCAACAAGACUCCUGCAAUAAAUUCUUGUCAAGAAUUAUUUAAACCUCUUGUUUUUCUGAAAGCAUCCUUUCAAUCAGGCUCUCAAGAAUGUAAGUUGUCCGUUUUUGAGUUUCAACCAGCAGAUAAAUAUACUAAAAAGCCUAUAAUGACCUUGACAAAGAAAAAUUAUACGGAUAGUUUCAAAGAAUUGAAAAGUGAUAUAUUCGAAAUAGAAUGUGAUAAGCAGAAUAAAGAUGAGAGUAAAAACCACCCAAAGGACACUAGAAUGGAAGAAAACGUACCAAAAAGUCAUAUAUUUAUUAAUGUACAACCAAAAAACAUUAGUACAAAGGCGAAGAAUUUCAAUAUUCUUCUUCUGACAUUGGAAAGCCUAUCUAGAGAUGAAUUUGUUAGGAAUUUCAUUCAAACAUUUUCGUAUUUGAGAAGCAAACGUUUGAAAUCACAGCUUCUGUACGGCUAUCAAGCAUCGGUAGACGUACUUGAUACUGUUUUACCUUUGUUGACAGGAUAUAGUACCAAAAAGGCCAUGGAGUUUGUUGGUAAAAAUCAAGCAUCUUUGGCAGACAGUCUACCAUUUAUAUGGAAUAUUUUUGAACAGCAAAAUUACGUCACACUAUUUGCGGAAGAUAAUGAAAAGAAGACGGUUUUUGAAGAAAAAUUGAAUGGAUUUGAAGAAAGUCCAGUUAAUCAUUAUAUGAAACCAUUUUGGUCUAUUCAUGACAAUAUUGCUAGUGAAUGUCGUCAUAACCAUAUAUUUCAAUAUAUUCAAGAUAUGUUUGAAAUGUAUCCUAUUGUUCAGCCAAAAUUUGCUGCAGCUUUAAUUAAGGCUGAAACUAAUAUGAGAAAUGUGGAUGAUUCUCUGCCAAUAACUAUGGAAGAUGAAGUUGGAAAAAGAUCACCUUUAUUACUUGUUAAACCUCCAAAAGAUUACUUUACAAAUCAAUCGAGAAGCAUCAAUAAUUUACAAGAAAAUUCUGAAGUUCUUGUCUCACCUUACGAUGUUCACGCAACUUUAUACGAUAUUGCUGAACCUUUUAAGCAUAGCACAGACAAUUCCGCGGUCAGUCUCUUUCACAAGAUUCCAUUGAGAUCUUGUAAAGACAUUAAAAUAUCGGAAGAACAUUGUAGUUGUAUACGUUAUGGAAAGGAAACGGAAAAAGGUUUAAGCAAUAAAUUCCAACAAAUCAUAGUUGACGAAAUAAACGAAAAGCUUAAAGAAUACACCGAUAUUUGCUCAAUGCAUUCAACAAAUAGAGUUAUUAAAUCAACACAGUUAAUCCUUAAUAAGAUGGCGCAAAAUCUUGAUAGUGAAUAUCACGAAAUAGAAAUUGAGACUAAUCCGCACAAAGCUCAAUACAAUUCAAUAGUGGAGUUUAAUAAAAAACUAUCAAAGAUAAGUUUAAUAAAUGAUAUUGUAAGGAUAAAUUCAAAAAGAAAUCAAGCCAAUUGCGUCAUUGAAAAAGAUCGUAGUCUAAGACCUUUUUGUGUGUGUAAACCAAAGAGAGAUCCUUAA
Molecule: messenger RNA, 2104 nt
Organism: Dimorphilus gyrociliatus
Lineage: Eukaryota; Metazoa; Annelida; Polychaeta; Dinophilidae
Source: the annotation of a GenBank genome assembly